Aspergillus niger is the source of this 477-nucleotide messenger RNA. RefSeq lists its product as hypothetical. NCBI's taxonomy places the organism in Eukaryota, Fungi, Ascomycota, Eurotiomycetes, Eurotiales, Aspergillaceae. Bases 1 to 477 code for a protein of 158 amino acids. The transcript is spliced from 3 exons. The record is from RefSeq and is a predicted model, not a curated record.
AUGUUGCCGUUCAAUAAGCAGCACCUCAACACUUCCAAAUUCAAAGCCAAUCGAUUGCUUGUCUCUGACCCUCAAUCCAAAAUCCAGAUAGCCUCCCCCAUCAGCCCACUGGAGGUUUCCCAGUCUGCUAUGCAGUUAUGGGUCUUUCCUGUCGGAAUAAUUCCGAGGAGUUCUGAGCCAUGCUUGCUAGGAGCCAUGGGCGAUCCUUUGGCGAAAAGCAAAUUCUUCGAGAACGUCGAUAACAAACGUUUUGACAAUGCUUUUCGCAAAAUCACUACCCAAAGAGACCGCCAGCCUGGACCCCCAGCAAAGGAUGCUCUUGGAGCUGUCGACCCGGGGUAUCAGUUCUUGCAAGUGUUCACAAUGAAUCUACCCCAGGAGCAAGAGCAGCCGGAAACUAACGAUAGCCGCGAUGCUGGAGCAACUACAACCGAUGAAAUUCAUGGCAAAGACGAUCGUCCUAUCCGGGAACCCUAA